Molecule: messenger RNA, 2075 nt
Organism: Histoplasma capsulatum G186AR
Lineage: Eukaryota; Fungi; Ascomycota; Eurotiomycetes; Onygenales; Ajellomycetaceae
Product: retinal dehydrogenase
Exons: 3
Coding region: 32-1642 (536 amino acids)
Molecular function (GO): oxidoreductase activity, acting on the aldehyde or oxo group of donors, NAD or NADP as acceptor
Source: RefSeq, a predicted model, not a curated record
GGAAUUUUGACCAGUAUUUAACUCCAUACUUAUGUGCUUCUGUUCCCCGCGGUUCCGAAGUCUACCUCCACGAAAGCUUCUCAGGCCAAAUACGGUUCUCACUUCCAGAUACUUCUCCAAAAUCUCUUUCACAAUGUCUAGCCUCUCUAUCGAUCUCACCGCGCCAAACGGCCGUGAAUACACCCAGCCAUUGGGAUUGUUUAUAAAUAAUGAAUUUGUGGCGGCUAAGUCCGGCGAGAAGAUCAUAUCCAUCAAUCCAACUGAUGAAUCUGAGAUUGCUUCUGUGCAAGCUGCAGGUGCAGAAGAUGUGGACAUUGCUGUAAAGGCUGCUCGCAGAGCUCUCAAAGAUCCCUCAUGGAAAUGCCUUUCUGCUACAGGCAGAGGAAAGCUUAUGGUCAGGCUCUCAGAACUUGUUGAGCAGCACAAGGAAAUCUUGGCUACAAUUGAGGCUUGGGACAACGGUAAACCAUAUACGGUUGCGCGUGAUGGGGAUUGUGGAGAGGUUGCUGAGACCUUAAGAUACUAUGGCGGGUUCGCCGACAAAGUACAUGGCAGCACUAUCAGUACCACGUCCGCCAAAUUCGCCUACACUUUACGCCAGCCCAUUGGCGUGGUUGGACAGAUCAUUCCCUGGAACUAUCCUCUUGUCAUGGCUGCAUGGAAAUUGGGCCCGGCAUUAGCUUGUGGAAAUACCAUUGUCAUCAAGGCAGCAGAGCAGACGCCUCUUAGUAUCCUAUAUCUCGCAACCCUGAUCAAAGAAGCCGGAUUCCCUCCUGGCGUGGUGAAUAUUCUCAACGGCCUUGGGAAAGAUGCGGGGGCAGCAAUCGCAACUCAUCCAGACAUUGACAAAAUCGCCUUCACUGGAUCCACUGCUACUGCUCGUCAAAUCAUGAAAAUGGCUGCCGCAAACCUCAAGAAUAUCACCCUCGAGACUGGUGGAAAAUCCCCUCUCCUCGUCUUCGAGGACGCGGAUCUGGAACAAGCAGCUAAGUGGGCACAUAUCGGGAUUAUGUCCAACAUGGGCCAGGUCUGCACAGCUACCUCACGAAUUCUUGUUCAAGAUUCCAUCUAUGAUAAGUUUGUUACGUUGUUCAAGGACGUUGUCGCUUCCACAAGCAAAAUGGGUAACCCGUUCUCCGAUGACACUUUCCAAGGACCCCAAGUCACGAAAGCUCAAUAUGAUCGCGUACUUUCGUAUAUCGAGGCGGGGAAGGCCGAAGGCGCUACCUUGGUCGCUGGUGGUGUACCCUAUAAAAAUGUUGGAGAUGGAAAAGGUUUCUUUAUAGAGCCCACCAUUUUCACAAAUGUCAGGGACAACAUGACAAUCUACCGCGAAGAGAUCUUCGGCCCGUUUGUGGCCAUCGCUAGUUUCAAGACUCAAGAGGAGGCUAUCGCCAAAGCAAAUGAUACGACGUAUGGUCUCGGUGCGGCAGUAUUCACCCGAGACAUUAAGCGAGCCCAUUAUGUCGCGAGCGAGAUUGAAGCUGGCAUGGUUUGGAUUAACAGCAGCAACGAUAGCGAUUUCCGUGUGCCAUUUGGUGGAGUGAAGCAAAGUGGUAUUGGGCGCGAGUUAGGCGAAGCUGGGUUGGAUGCAUAUUCGCAGACGAAAGCCGUUCAUGUGAAUAUGGGAACGAAACUCUGAAUUGAACAUUAUUUUUUGAUGGAAUGUGAUCGGCAGAAGGGAACCAGAGCCUCUCAGAUGUUAUCCCGCCCGGCAAAAAUGAAGUAUUCAUGACAGAUAAAUUACGCUCUAAAUUGGCCUAAUGGUGGUUAUUCUUCUCCAUAAAAUGUUAUUUUUUAUUUUUUUUACCUUGAGGAUACUGACAUUGGCGACCUAUUUUUCGUUUGUCUUCUUCCAAUUCCUAUGCCACUGGUAUAUACAUCAAUCCAGUUAGGGGGACCUAUGUAGUCUACUGCUCGAGACAUAAUUCUGACACACUGAACACAAUUCAUCGUGGUGCUUCUCUGCUAGGUUGCCCUUGGGCACGUCAAUCCUCUGACGUAGAUAGACCUGGCCUUUUUUGGGAGAAGGCGAGCGAGACGUUUUACAACAUUACAGAGUGCAUUUUAUACAU